This is a messenger RNA of Medicago truncatula (barrel medic), 1258 nucleotides long. Its product is annotated as ankyrin repeat and SAM domain-containing protein 6. The transcript is spliced from 6 exons. The coding region runs from base 340 to 960 and encodes 206 amino acids. Gene Ontology annotation, molecular function: protein binding. The record is from RefSeq and is a predicted model, not a curated record. Lineage: Eukaryota; Viridiplantae; Streptophyta; Magnoliopsida; Fabales; Fabaceae.
CUCGUAUAUCGUAUCCGGGCUUUCUAUGUCCUAACCUUCCAUCCCUAUUACUUUCUCUCUCUCUCUCUCUCCACAAACAAAACCUCACUCCAAAAAAUCCACACUUUCGAUUCAUACGUUUUCCAUUUCCUUGCAACUCCAAUUUUCAACUCCGCAGCAAUUCCUAUUUCUCAAAGAAUCACAGAAAAUUGGGGUUGUUAGGGUCUUCGAUUUUCUUCGACCCUUAUCGAGUGCACUUUCCCUUUGAAUUUCUUAUCAAUUCUGAUUCGAAAUUAGGGUUCAUAGAUUUGGGGCUAAAUUUUCAUCUUAGUUUGAAAAAAUAAAACUAAAUUUUUGAAGAUGUAUGCUGAUCGGGUGGAAAGUGGAGCAAGGAGGUCUGUCAAAGAGCGUCUGGAUGGAAGCAUCAGUGUGUCUACUCGGAAUCAGCGUCAAGUUACUGGCAAAAGGCCGAGGCAAGAUGACAAGUGGGAACACGAUCUUUAUAAUGAUGAUGUUGAACAAGAACAACCGCGUACCACUAAUCGCAAAGUUACUGGUCAAGAUCUCCGUGUUAAGCUUCAAAAGAAAGGUCUUCAACCUGCAACUCGGAGUGGAAAGAGUUCUACCCCAAGCACCAGGGAUCUUCGUGAAAGACUAUCAGGGACAAUGAAUACACAACCUAAAAACUCCGACCCACCAAAGUCAAAAGUGAUUGCUAAACCGAGCAGUAAAAGUGUUGGUGCUGAGGCUCCUGCAGUCAAAAGACCAGCUAACCCAGCUCCUAAAAAGGCCCGGAAGGCUGGUACUACAGUGGAUGAAUUUUUGCUGACCUUGGGUCUCGAAAAGUAUCUCAUAACUUUUCAGGCUGAAGAAGUUGAUAUGACAGCUCUCAAACAUAUGACUGAUGAGGACCUCAAGGUUAUGGGUAUACCAAUGGGGCCAAGAAAGAAGAUACUUUUAGCGUUGGAGUCAAAAGUCUGACAACUUAUGUUGGAGUUGAUGUUGUUAGCUGGAUGAUCCUGCUGCUUGUAGACAAUAGGGGAAGAUGGAUUAACAUCUCAAAACUAAGUGUAAUAGCAUGUCUCUAACUAUUUUCAGAUUUCUUGUUUUACUUCCCCUAUUUUUUUUUAGACAUGAAUCAGGUUAGUUUUGUAGUUUAUUUGGCAAAAUCCUUCAAUCUCCUAGAUUUCUUAUUUGUACUUAGUAAUUAAUGGAAUUCAGGAGUUUGCCUUUUGACAUUGUCUGAGGUUUUAAUUUAUCAAUGGGUUUUAAACCGAAA